Coregonus sp. 'balchen' is the source of this 23545-nucleotide messenger RNA. Lineage: Eukaryota; Metazoa; Chordata; Actinopteri; Salmoniformes; Salmonidae. The record is from the annotation of a GenBank genome assembly.
AUGUUCGUGUGGUGGGGUUUUGACUGAGUAAAUGUGCAAUGUUCUGUUUCUCUGCAGUGAUGUUUGGAGUACCUGAGAUUUCGUAGAGCUCUGUUUUGUGUUUUAUAUUUAACAUUUUAAUAAUUUAUCAGAUGCUCUUAUCUAGAGUGACUUACAGAAGCAAUUAGAGUUAAGUGCCUUGCUCAAGGGCACAUAAUUUUUCACCUGUCGAUGUCGGCGCUGGGAUUCGACCAAGCAACAUUUUCACUCUUAACCGCUAGGCUACCUGCCGCCCCUAUGCUGUGACGGUAUUGUUUGGAGGACCUGAGUUAACUGUGUUGUCUUCUGUGUCUACAGUGGCAUCGGAAGGAACUGGCCAUGGGCGUCUGGAGGCAGCAGCAUCCUGGCAGAGUACGGCACCCUGCACCUGGAGUUCAUGCACCUCUCCAAGCUGUCAGGGAAUCCAGCCUUCGCAGAGAAGGUGAGAGCUAGGGAGCCACAGCACCGUCGUUUCCAUUCCAGUGCAUUAACACCAGUCUAAACUGAGCACUCAGCCAGCCUGAUGAUGGGGUUAUUCAUAGCCGCAACCUUCAUUACUAUUCUUGUUAACGCCUGUUCCGCAGGUAUAUGCCUUCUUUCCGCUAUGAUUCAUCGGCGUCUCUCUCUUAUACCUCCUUUAACUGCCGUCCCUGCAGUAAGGCCAUUUAAAGUGCAUUACUGUGGCGUGCUGCUGGAAGAUGAGGAGGCAAUGAGGUUGCAGGAAGAAAGUAGAAACUCAUUUCUCUGGUUCCGCCUCCUAGGUCAUGAACAUCCGGAAGGUUCUUAAUCGCCUUGAUAAGCCUCAGGGACUGUACCCCAACUACCUGAACCCUAACAGCGGACAGUGGGGACAACGUAAGUCCCCCUAUCUCUCAUCUGACCCUUCUCUCUCUCUCUCUCUCUCUCUCUCUCUCUCUCUCUCUCUCUCUCUCUCCUGUCUCAUUCCUCUCUCCCUCUUACCAUUCUCUCCCCUCUCUCUCCUUCUUCCAUCUCAUCCCUCUCUCCUCCCUCUACAUCACUCUUUAACCAUCUCACCUCUAUCUUCCAUAUUGCCCAUCCUUUUCUCUUUUCACCACUAUCAUCCCUCUCUCCCAUCUCACCCUCUCACCCUAUUCUAUUUCCAUUAGUGGUACAUCAGUGGCUAUCAACUGCAGUUUCACAGCCUGUAAUUAUCAAGCCAUUUACAGCCGGGAGAGCCACGUCAGUCCAGUGGUACACAUGACUUCUGAUGGCGAGGGCUGUGCAUUAGACAAUUAUGUAACUUCAUGCUGCACAGUGACAUCAGGGAGAAAUAAGUGUCUGUGGCUAAUGACAGUACUUAAAAAUGACUGUGGCGUUCAGGUGUCUGAAUUCUGCCAGUAAAGUAAUUAGUCCUUCUCCAUGGCUACAGUUCAGUCCUGAUACCUCCACACAAUACUACAUUCUCACUCAAACUCAAACACCUACUCCUUAGACUUGAUAAAUGGGCUUCAUGCCACUCAGGCACCCCAACAGUUCAGCACCCCUGUCCCUGACUGGUAUGGAGCCACUGCCACUGUGGCAUUACCCAGCUCCAGCCAGGCCACCUCUUGACAAAAUGAGCUUCAGCCCAAAGGAUUGCCUGAUCUAGGCCACAGUGAGGUGGCUGGGGAGUGGUGGUGGUGGCAGUGGAGGAACCCUGAAGUGUGUCCGUGGUCAGACAGCCCUGUGCCCAGAAGACAGCAGCUGCUGUGGAUCCCCUCACUAAUGAGUGUGUUUGUCUCUGAGCCGCACAAAAGGUCAAUGAGAUGCAUAGUCCAGAUCAGAUUAGACCAGACCAGUCGUUACCUCAGCCAUAUGCUUCUGGCUGUAGCAUCCUGAGGGACCCACUGCACCUCUCUCUCACACACACACACACACACACACACACACACACACACACACACACACACACACACACACACACACACACACACACUCAUUUGAAUGCAUAUUUUAGCCAUGUUGUUUGUUUUGCUAUUCUAUGUGAUACCACCUUCCCCCUCCCCAGCCCUGUAGAUACACACACACACACACACACACAGUCUUUGGUCCUGCCCCUGAUCAGCUUGGCAAGCCUCUCCCCAGUCCCCAUGACACAGCAGUCUAAACAGUCUGUUGUCUGUGUGUGUCUAAUAACUCUGUCAUGCUAAUGAUCUAUGAUCAUCCCAGUGUGAGGUAUGUGUGUUCGUGUGUUUGUGUCGUGUGUGUGAGUCGUGUGUGUGAGUCGUGUGUUUGUGUGACCCCCUAUGAUUGAAUGCCCCCUCUACGCCCUCGCUGAAAUGUCACGUCUGAUGAAUACGCGUACCAACCGUCUUUGUGUUUGUCUCUGCUGUUGUCCCUGGUGAGCAAGCAGCGAGGGGCCGUGUUCACCGCUAAUGACUGGUCGCUGUAUGUCCAGCCCCUCUCCUGCCUCUGGGUGGAUCAGUAGAAGGGGAGGAAGAGGAGGACAGCCAUCCUGCUUGUCUCUCAUUCUCUCUGACAACUUGAUUCAUCCCAUCUACUGCACUGCUCCCAGAGGGAUUUUCUGCAUGGAUUUAUCUGGUUGUAGUUUGCAACUCCGUAAUAUAGUGAACAUCUGAGUCCUGUGUCUCUAUGGAUGACUCUACAUGUUUGGGUCUUUGAAGUGUAGUAUUAUUAUUAUAAUUACAUGUAGCUACUCUGAUGGGAGCCAGCCAGGUGAGGGAGAGAGUGGCUCUGUGAUUUGCUGACUGCCUAAGGGAAGGUAGAUGUUCUACGCCAGUAAUGCCAAACCACGCUUUUCCAAGACAAACAUUGCUAAAAGCACCUCUAAAAGUUUGUAUUUUUCAACUUAUUAAUGUGGUCUACAUUUGUCAGUGUUAGCUGGAAGAAGAAUUUCCAUGUAAAGAAAAACAACUCAAGUGACAAAUAUCCAGAGGGUAUAGGAAUGGUAAUGUUGGAUGUGAUUUCAAAAAUAGAAAGGUUCACACCAGGACCAUUUGCCACCUGGGGAUAUUUUACUUGUACAUUAGACAGGAACCACCUGAGGGUGAUCUCAUGGAAAUGGUCUUGCCAUUCUCAAUGUCUCAGUGUUUCUCAGAUGGCCUAUCAAAGCUCUGGUGAUGCUGUUGUUGUUAUUGAUGGGAUGUUUGAAUUUAAUCAGUGCAGUACAGUGUCCCUCUGAGCAAAGUAGCUGCUUGACUGUCACGUCUUCCUAUGUGCCAAUGACAUGGCCCACAGACAUGACUGAAAUCCUGUCACACCAAUGACAUGGCCCACAGACAUGACUGACAUCCUAUCACACCAAUGACAUGGCUCACAGAUAUGACGGACAUCCUAUCACACUAAUGACAUGGCCCACAGAUAUACGGACAUCCUAUCACACCAAUGACAUGGCCCACAGUCAUGAUGGAGACAGUACAGGUGCAUCAAAGCCAAGACUGAGAGACUAAAAAACAGCUUCUAUUACCAGGCCAUUAGACUGUUGAACAGCUUCUAUUACCAGGCCAUUAGACUGUUGAACAGCUUCUAUUACCAUCAGACUGUUGAACAGCUUCUAUUACCAGACCAACAGACUGUUGAACAGCUUCUAUUACCAGGCCAUCAGACUGUUGAACAGCUUCUAUUACCAGACCAUCAGACUGUUGAACAGCUUCUAUUACCAGACCAACAGACUGUUGAACAGCUUCUAUUACCAGGCCAUCAGACUGUUGAACAUCACUAGCCGUCUACCAGGUGAUGCACACUCACUCACAAAACACACAGACAAGCUAUCACACACACGUACACACACCUCCACCACCUCAUACUGAUGAUGGGAUAACGUCCCCAAGUCACCUACACAGAGGUGUCAGUCAGCAGCCUAGAGAGGACCUGCCACCACCAUGUCUCUCCCAGCAACCUCAGUCAGACACACACACACAAUCACCCUGUUAUCCAGGUCCAAAGCCUCUCCCGCUCGUAUCUUUUAUGGAAGUGUGUAUUGUCAAACAGAUAAAGCCAUGAUCAGAUCCUUGACCUGGUGUUCCCUCUCUGACCUGCUGUUAACCCCUAUGGCAUUGAGGCCGGCCCAAUUCGGCCCCAGUCAGCCAGGAAGUACAGCCCCUAUCAGGGCUAAGGCCACAUUCUAAACCCCUACCUCUGUAGCUCUGUCCUGUCACCUUUAUUACUGCUGGAGUCUAUCUCCAUCUCCCAAACAACGCUGUGGCUGUUAAUGACAUACAGUUGAAGUCCGAAUUUUACAUACACUGAGGUUGGAGUGAUUAAAACUUGUUUUUCAACCACUCCACACAUUUCUUGUUAACAAACUAUAGUUUUGGUGCAUGUCAGAAGUAUGUGCAUGACAGAAGUAAUUUUUCCAACAAUUGUUUACAGACAUAUUAUUUCACUUUAAAUUCAAUGUAUCACAAUUCCAGUGGGUCAGAAGUUUACAUACACUAAGUUGACUGUACCUUUAAACAGCUUGGAAAAUUCCAAAAAAUGAUAUCUUGGCUUUAGAAGCGACUGAUAGGCUAAUUGACAUAAUUUGAGUCAGUUGGAGGUGUACCUGUGGAUGUAUUUCAAGGCCUACCUUCAAACUCAGUGCCUCUUUGCUUGAGUAAGGAAGGACAAUUAUGUGUAUAUAUUGAAGCAACAUCUCAAGACAUCAGUCAGGAAGUUAAAGCUUGGUCGCAAAUGGGUCUUCCAAAUGGACAAUGACCCCAAAUAUACUUCCAAAGUUAUGGCAAAAUGGCUUAAGGACAACAAAGUCAAGGUAUUGGAGUGGCAAUCACAAUGCCUUGACCUCAAUCCUAUAGAACAUUUGUGGGCAGAACUGAAAAAAAGUGUGCGAGCAAGGAGGCCUACAAACCUGACUCAGUUACACCAGCUCUGUCAGGAGGAAUGGGCCAAAAUUCACCCAACUUAUUGUGGGAUGCUUGUGGAAAGCUACCCGAAACGUUUGACCCAAGUUAAACAAUUUAAAGGCAAUUCUACCAAAUACUAAUUGAGUGUAUGUAAACUUCUGACCCACUGGGAAUGUGAUGAAAGAAAUAAAAGUUGAAAUAAACCAUUCUCUCUACUAUUAUUCUGACAUUUCACAUUCUUAAAAUAAGUGGUGAUCCUAACUGACCCAAGACAGAUACUUUUUACUAGGAUUAAAUGUUAUGAAUUGUGAAAAACUGAGUUUAAAUGUAUUUGGCUAAGGUGUAUGUAAACUUCUGACUUCAACUGUUUAUUUUAUUUUUUAUUUAACCUUUAUUUAACCAGGUAAGCCAGUUGAGAACAAGUUCUCAUUUACAACUGCGACCUGGCCAAGAUAAAUCAAAGCAGUGCGAUAAAAAACAACAACACAGAGUUACAUAUGGGGUAAACAAAACAUAAAGUCAAAAAUACAACAGAAAAUAUAUAUACAGUGUGUGCAAAUGUAGCAAGUUAUGGAGGUAAGGCAAUAAAUAGGCCAUAGUGCAAAAUAAUUACAAUUUAGUAGUAACACUGGAAUGAUAGAUGUGCAAGAGAUUAUGUGCAAACAGAGAUACUGGGGUGCAAAUUAGCAAAAUAAAUAACAAUAUGGGGAUGUGGUAGUUGGGUGGGCUAAUUUCAGAUGGGCUGUGUACAGGUGCAGUGAUCGGUAAGGUGCUCUGACAACUGAUGCUUAAUGUUAGUGAGGGAGAUAAGAGUCUCCAGCUUCAGAGAUUUUUGCAGUUCGUUCUAGUCAUUGGCAGCAGAGAACUGGAAGGAAUGGCGGCCAAAGGAGGUGUUGGCUUUCGGGAUGACCAGUGAGAUAUACCUGCUGGAGCGCAUACUACGGGUGGGUGUUGCUAUGGUGACCAAUGAGCUAAAAUAAGGCGGGGAUUUGCCUAGCAGUGAUUUAUAGAUGAGGGGGGGGGGGCAUGGGCAAGUUGCAGUGGAGGGUGCAGAGCUGGUGGCCGGGGUAGUGGUAGCCAGGUGGAAAGCAUGGCCAGCCGUAGCAAAAUGCUUGUUGAAAUUCUCGAUUAUUGUAGAUUUAUCGGUGGUGAUAGUGUUUCCUAGCCUCAGUGCAGUGGCAGCUGGGAGGAGGUGCUCUAAUUCUCCAUGGACUUUACAGUGUCCCAAAACUUUUUGGAGUUAGUGCUACAGGAUGCAAAUUUCUGUUUGAAAAAGCUAGCCUUUGCUUUCCUAACUGCUUGUGUAUAUUGGUUCCUAACUUCCCUGAAAAGUUGCAUAUCGCGGGGGCUAUUCGAUGCUAAUGCAGUACGCCACAGGAUGUUUUUGUGCUGGUCAAGGGCAGUCAACUCUGAGGAGAACCAGGGACUAUAUCUGUUCUUAGUUCUGAAUUUUUUGAAUGGGGCAUGCUUAUUUAAGAUUAAGAGGAAAGCACUUUUAAAGAACAACCAGGCAUCCUCUACUGACGGAAUGAGAUCGAUAUCCAUCCAGGAUACCUGGGCCAGGUCAAUUAGGAAGGCCUGCUCGCUAAAGUGUUUUAGGGAGCAUUUGACAGUAAUGAGGGGUGGUCGUUUGACCGCGGACCCGUUACAGACGCAGGCAAUAAGGCAGUGAUCGCUGAGAUCCUGGUUGAAGACAGCGGAGGUGUAUUUAGAGGGUAAGUUAGUCAGGAUGAUAUCUAUGAGGGUGCCCAUGUUUACGGAUUUAGGGUUGUACUGGUAGGUUCCUUGAUAAUUUGUGUGAGAUUGAGGGCAUCUAGUUUGGAUUGUAGGAUGGCCGGGGUGUUAAGCAUAUCCCAGUUUAGGUCACCAAGCAGUACGAACUCUGAGGAUAGAUGGGGGGCAAUCAAUUCACAUAUGGUGUCCAGGGCACAGCUGGGGGCUGAGGGGGGUCUGUAGCAAGCGGCAACAUUGAGAGACUUAUUUCUGGAAAGGUGGAUUUUUAGAAGUAGGAGCUCAAACUGUUUGGGCACAUACCUGGAUAGUAUGAUAGAGCUCUGCAGGCUAUCUCUACAGUAGAUUGCAACUCCACCCCCUUUGGCAGUUCUAUCUAGACGGAAAAUGUUGUAGUUGGGGAUGGAAAUUUCUGAAUUUUUGGUGGCCUUCCUAAGCCAGGAUUCAGACACUGCUAGAACAUCAGGGUUGGCAGAGUGUGCUAACGCAGUGAAUAACUCAAACUUAGGAAGGAGGCUUCUGAUGUUAACAUGCAAAAAGCCAAGGCUUUUACGGUUACAGAAGUCAACAAAUGAUAGCGCCUGGGGAGUAGGAGUGAUACUGGGGGCUGCAGGGCCUGGGUUAACCUCUACAUCACCAGAGGAACAGAGGAGGACUAGAAUAAGGAUACGGCUAAAGAACUGGUCUUCUAGUGCAUUGCGUACAGAGAAUAAAAGGGGAAGAUUUCCGGACGUUGUAGAAUAGAUUCAGGGCAUUAUGUACAGACAAGGAUAUGGAAGGAUAUGAGUACAGUGGAGGUAAACCUAAGCGUUGGGUAACAAUGAAAGAGAUAGCAUCACUGGAGGCACCGAUUGAGCCGGUCUCCGCGUGUAUGGGGGGUGGAACAAAGGAGCUAUUUGAGGCAGUUUGAGAGGGACUUGGGGCUCUACAGUGAAAUUGUAUAAUAAGAACUAACUGGAACAGCAAUAGGCAAGGCAUAUUGACAUGGGAGAGAGGCAUAAAGCAAUCACAGGUGUUAUUCGAGAGAGCUAAGACAACAACUGGUAAUGGCGAUAAAAGUUUGGGCUGAGGCUAAACAGAUAAAACAGUACAGGGUACCGUGUAAAGGAACAGUCCAGCAGGCAUCAGCUGUGCAGCUGAGUGAUCAUAAGGUCCAGUGAACAACAAUGUGAGUCCGAGAGCAGUUCGAAUUGGUGCUACAGCACAGGCGAUCAGGAAGCACGCCUGUUGAAUUGCGUGUGCUAGCGGGCCGGGGCUAGCAGAUGGAACUUAGUGGUCGUCGCAACGGGAAGCCUGUUGAAACCACAGACAAUUACGUCGGCAGACCAGUCGUGAUGGAUCGGCGGGGCUCCGUGUCGACACUAGGAGGUCCCGUCCGGUUGACAGAGAGGUAGAUAACCGGGAGAUGGGCCUGACUCAAGGCUAGCUCAAGGCUGAUUAGCCAACCACAACAUCCAUUCGGUUGCAGCUAGCUAGUUGCGAUGAUCCGGUGUUAAAGGUCCAGUGAUUCAGUUAUUCCGGCAGAAAAUCAGACGUUCUGGGUGAAAACCGCUAACGGUGGCUAAUAGCAAGUAGCUAGUUAGCUGGCUAGCUAGUUUCAACUGGAGAUUCUAGAUAAAAGGUAAGUAAAUAGUAGAAUCCGUUCCACAUUGAGUGAGGCGGGUUGCAGGAAAGUAUAUUUAGUAGAAGGAUGAAAAGUGUGAUAGGGAAAUAUAUACAACAAAAGACAAAAAAAUAAAAAAACAGGCUAUUUAUACGGACACACAACAGAGUACACGACCGCACUGCUACGCCAUCUUGGAUUCUGUACAUAUGUAUGAGGGGGCACGAUAAUCAAUAUGACAAACAUAGUGGCUUGGCUUGGCUUGGCUGGGGCUUUCUCCCAGACCCUGGAGACUCAUUCCUCAGAGAAUGUAGUGGUGAAGUGGACAGGAGAGCACAACACCGUCACCGGGCCCAGCACAGAGCACAGCCCCUCACCGCACUGAAUGUCACUAUGUGCACAGUGACUCUGUCUUUUUACCAUGCUGUGGUAUUGCUGCUGCUCCCUGAACAGCUCAGUCGGUACACACACACACACACACACACACACACACACACACACAUUCUCUGUCAUGUAAAUGGCCAGACUAAAUCAGUCACAGACAGAUGUGCACACACACACAUUCACAUUCUCCCUCUUUUACACACGCUCACAGGUGUACACACACACACACACAGACACACAGUGACAGGGGACAUGCUGGGGGGAGCUGAUAAACUCCUCAGAAAGCCAAUCUCUCCCCUGCAAACAUCUUCAAUACAUCAGCCAUCAAAGGAGUCUAAUCCCAUUACUCUUGUAGCUUUGUUAGGUUUUGUUUGGAGAUGAGUCCCCAUUCCCGUCCCUGUCCCCUCGACCUGGCCUAUGCCAGACACGUCCCUUUGUUGCUGAGGCUGAGCAGGUAUUUAGGGGCCACCUUCCUGUGUAAACAGCCUCGGGUGGUGAGAUUAUGGCCGCCAUCAUUGGGCCAUACAUCAUCCUGAGGUGAGGCACGCCACGGGGGGAGGAAGGAGGGAGUGAAGGGGAGGGGGGAGGAAGGGGGAGGGAUGCUAACGGGAUGAGAGCAGGUAAAUUAGCCAGACUCCAGCGUGAUCCUCUAAUCUGUUGUGUUGUGUUGUGUCGGUCCUGUAGAUCAUGUGUCAGUGGGCGGCCUGGGAGACAGCUUCUAUGAGUACCUCCUCAAGGCCUGGCUGAUGUCGGACAAGACAGAUGAGGAGGGCAAAAAACUCUACUACGACGCUCUGCAGGUAAACCCCUCCAGACACCUAGCCUACACACCUCUUUCAUAUCCUCUCCUCUGCUCCUUUCACCCUCCUUUCUACUCCCCCUCUGCUCCCACUCCUCUCCUCUGCUCCUUUCACCCUCCUUUCUACUCCCCCUCUGCUCCCACUCCUCUCCUCUGCUCCUUUCACCCUCCUUUCUACUCCCCCUCUGCUCCCACUCCUCUCCUCUGCUCUUGUCUUCUCUCCUCAGCUUUUCUCCUGUCUUACUGAGAUGAAUGGCUACAGUACCAGCACUAUCUGAAGCACUGACUAUACCUUGUCAAGAGGCUCUUUCAACCUCGAUUGAAAGCUUUUGUCUGUGUGUCAACAACAGUUACAUUUCUUCAAAUACUGUGAACAGUCAGAGUCGGAAAUCAAUAACAGUAUGGGUUGGAGUCUGAAUGUAAAGCAUGCUACGCCAGGUAGGAGUUGUCUAUUUCUGAGUGUGGAUAACAAACCGCACUCCACAGGAUAUAGUUAAAGUAGGGUUGAAGGCGGUCAGUGGAUGUGGGGGGCAGCCGGACUCAGAGCUCUGUCUGGUGAGAUGGGCUCUGACUGCUGCUAGCCCAAUUCUCUGUUUCAUUAGAGCCAAGCAGCCUGUCCUGUGGGAGAUAAACAUAUUUCUGUCUGUACAGUCGUGGUCAAAAGUUUUGAGAAUGACACAAGUAUUGGUCUUCACAAAGUUCGCUGCUUCAGUGUUAUGAGAUACUUUUGUCAGAUGUUACUAUGGAAUACUGAAGUAUAAUUACAAGCACCCUUCUUUUUCAAGACCUCUGCAAUCCGCCCUGGCAUGCUGUCAACAUCCUGACUGAUGGCAGCCCAUUCUUGCAUAAUCAAUGCUUGGAGUUUGUCAGAAUUUGUGGGUUUUUGUUUGUCCACCCGCCUCUUGAGUAUUGACCACAAGGUCUGGGGAGUUUCCUGGCCAUGGACCCAACAUUUCGACGUUUUUUUCCCGAGCCACUUAGUUAUCACUUUUGCCUUAUGGCAAGGUGCUCCAUCAUGCUGGAAAAGGCAUUGGUCGUCACCAAGCUGUUCUUGGAUGGUUGGGAGAAGUUGCUCUCGGAGGAUGUGUUGGUACCAUUCUUUAUUCAUGGCUGUGUUCUUAGGCAAAAUUGUGAGUGAGCCCACUCCCUUGGCUGAGAAGCAACCCCACACAUGAAUGGUCUCAGGAUGCUUUACUGUUGGCAUGACACAGGACUGAUGAUAGAGCUCACCUUGUCUUCUCCGGACAAGGUGUUUUCCGGAUGCCCCAAACAAUCGGAAAGGGGAUUCAUCAGAGAAAAUGACUUUACCCCAGUCCUCAGCAGUCCAAUUCCUGUACCUUUUGCAGAAUAUCAGUCUGUCCCUGAUGUUUUUCCUGGAGAGAAGUGGCUUCCUUGCUGCCCUUCUUGACACCAGGCCAUCCUCCAAAAGUCUUCGCCACACUGUGCGUGCAGAUGCACUCACACCUGCCUGCUGCCAUUCCUGAGCAAGCUCUGCACUGGUGGUCCUGCAGUUGAAUCAACUCUAGGAGACGGUCCUGGCGCUUGCUGGACUUUCUUGGGCACCCUGACGCCUUCUUCACAACAAUUGAACCUCUCUCCUUGAAGUUGUUGAUGAUCCGAUAAAUGGUUGAUUUAGGUGCAAUCUUACUAGCAGCAAUAUCCUUGCCUGUGAAGCCCUUUUUGUGCAAAGCAAUGAUGACGGCACGUGUUUCCUUGCAGGUAACCAUGGUUAACAGAGGAAGAACAAUGAUUUCAAGCACCACCCUCCUUUUAAAGCUUCCAGUCUGUUAUUCUAACUCAAUCAGCAUGACAGAGUGAUCUCCAGCCUUGUCCUCGUCAACACUCUCUCCUGUGUUAACGAGAGAAUCACUGACAUGAUGGCAGCUGGUCCUUUUGUGGCAGGGCUGAAAUGCAGUGGAAAUGUUUUUGGGGGAUUAAGUUCAUUUUCAUGGCAAAGAGGGACUUUGCAAUUAAUUGCAAUUCAUCUGAUCACUCUUCAUGACAAUCUGGAAUAUAUGCAAAUUGCCAUCAUCAAAACUGAGGCAGCAGACUUUGUGAAAAUUAGUAUUUGUGUCAAUCUCAAAACUUUUGACCAAGACUGUACAGAGGUCCACAAGGACCCAGACUGCUCCAGGAUAUUACUCUCUCUCCUCGAGUCCCCUCCCAGCCAGCCUCGUUUCCCCACCACACCUGCCCGCCUGCCAUCCACCUGGGCGAGACACCACAAGCAGGUCACCCACAGCGAGAGGGUCCCCAUGGCCACGCCAUGCCAUCCUCUAUUUCGGUCAAGCAGCCUGAGAGGCAGGCGGUUAGGAACAGACUGUUCUCUUAUUAAUGGCUCCUUGGCAUCCUCGCCUCAGUGCCGGCCCGGCCUACAUUCUCUCUCUCUCCCUCUCCCUCUCCCUCUCCCUCUCCCUCUCCCUCUCUCUCUCCCUAUCUCUCUCUCUUCUCUCUAUCCUCUCUCUCUAUCUCUCUCUCUCUCUCUCUCUCUCUCUCUCUCUCUCUCUCUCUCUCUCUCUCUCUCUCUCUCCUCUCUCUCUCUCUCUCUCUCUCUCUCUCUCUCCCUAAAUCAACUCUCUCUCUCUGUCUCAUGAGAAGCUGAACAAGAUGCGCUGCUGUCUGCCUCUGUCUAUCUGCUCCAGGUCUAUUUGUCUGUCAGGCUUUAGAUCCCCCCCUGGAUGGAGGUUAGGGAGAACAUAUGGCCACAGGGACUCACAGAAGGUAGCUAUAAAAUAUAUAUGGUUCAUAUAUAUGCUUUAUCUGUUCCUGAAGCACUAGUAGUCAGAGGCAGAGAUUGAAGGAAAUGGUCUCAGCAGGAACAGGCUGGGCUGUUGCUAAACAGGACAUAGGCUGCCUUUAAAGAGACCAAAGGAAAUGAAAUAACCAGCUUAGGGGAAUAUUAAUCAGCUGGUUUUCUGAGGCGGAACGCGGCGUAUAAAGCCCAGCCGCCUAUACACGGACCCAUUUACAUGAUGUGUUACACUCUACAAAAGCACCGAUCUGAAUGAUCUUUUGAAAAUGUCAUUACUUUCAGGAGAUUUGCCAUAUUUCGUUUUCUUAGGUCUUCCCCAUGCAGGAGAAAAGCAGACCCAAUGAAUAUGAAAAGAAAUGUGCCAAGUGAAGCGAUGAACAAUGAGGCGUAUCAGAGAAUGCACCUGGAAUAGUGUAGCGUUUCAACAUGCCGUCGACUUGUCUUUGCUGCGGUUAUUUAUUCCCUAUGUUAAAAGGCAGGUUUAUAUCUCUCUCUACAUCAGUAAUGGCCCUAUAUUUCUGUAAUAACUGUGUUUUGUCUGUCAGUCAUGUGAUGGUACUGUAUUGGACACCUGCUGUGUGGCUAGCGGCGGAGAGACGGGCCGCCCGUUGUUCUGAAUGAUUUGUUGUCCUCCUGGUGUCAUGUCUCGCUGUGGAUGGGACACGCCUGUCAUUCCAGAAUGUCUCUGGGUAAAGUGGCCCUCGUGUAUGUGUAAAUUUCAGGGAUAAAUAGGAGCAGCGUUCUUUGUGUCCACGCUGCCCCAGAAAAUAGAUAACACUGGCUGGCCACCAGCUGGGACCCCUAGUUUUCCUACAACAGCAGCUUCAUCAAGCUUAACAAUGCUAUUUGGGCAGUAGUUAUUCAUGUUCCGGAAGGGUCCACCCCAUUUGCAUGGGAAUGGCCCUUGUCUGGGACUAGGGUUGGAUAGAGUGCUCAUCUGUCUUCCGUUCUUGUCAUUGUCCUCCAGGCCAUUGAGACCAGUUUGAUAAGGAAGUCCAGCGGCGGCCUGAUGUACAUCGCCGAGUGGAAGGGCGGGCUGCUGGAGCACAAGAUGGGUCACCUGACGUGCUUUGCCGGGGGCAUGAUCGCCCUGGGGGCGGAUGGAGCGCCCGAAGACAAGACGGGUCACCAGAUGGAGCAGGCCGCAGAGAUUGCCCGAACCUGCCAUGAGUCCUACGCCCGCACCAGUGAGUCUGACUGACUGACUGACUGACCCCGACGUCUGGGGCACAUCAGUCCCCCUGUCUCCCUCUACAGCAGUGGUAGGCAACGGGGCUGCAGUGUGUACAGGCUUUUGUUUCUAUUCCGCUUGAACAUACCUGAUUCAACUAAUCCAGCUAAUCUUCAGAUUAGACCGUGAUUGGUUGAAUCAGCUGAGUUAAUGCUGGUCUGGAACAAAAGCCUGAACACACUGCAGCCCUUCAGAACCAGAGUUCGGAAAGUAUUUAGGCCCCUUGACUUUUUCCACAUUUUGUUACGUUACAUCCUUAUUCUAAAAUUGAUUAAAAUAUUGUUUUUCCUCAUCAAUCUACACACAAUACCCCAUAAUAACAAAAAUAAAAACAGAUAUAUUGCAUUUACAUAAGUAUUCAGACCCUUUGCUAUGAGACUCGAAAUUGAGUUCCGAUCCAUCCUGUUUCCAUUUAUCAUCUUUCAGAUGUUUCUACAACUUGAUUGGAGUCCACCUGUGGUAAAUUCAAUUGAUUGGACAUGAUUUGGAAAGGCACACACCUGUCUAUAUAAGGUCCCACAGUUGACAGUGCAUGUCAGAGCAAAAACCAAGCCAUGAGGUCGAAGGAAUUGUCCGUAGAGCUCCGAGACAGGAUUCUGUCGAGGCACAGAUCUGGGGAAGGGUACCAAAAUAUUUCUGCAGCAUUGAUUGUCCCCAAGAGUGGCCUCCAUCAUUCUUAAAUGGAAGAAGUUUGGAACCACCAAGACUCUUCCUAGAGCUGGCCGCCUGGCCAAACUGAGCAAUCAGGGGGGAAGGGCCUUGGUCAGGGAGGUGACCAAGAACCCGAUGGUAACUCUGACAGAGCUCCAGAGUUCCUCUGUGGAGAUGGGAGAGCCUUCCAGAAGGACAACAAUCUCUGCAGCACUCCCCCAAUCAGGCCUUUUAUGGUAGAGUGGCCAAACGGAAGCCACUCCUCAGUAAAAGGCACAGGACAGCCCGCUUGGAGUUUGCCAAAAGGCACCUAAAGGACUCUCAGAUCAUGAGAAACAAGGUUCUUUAGGCUGAUGAAACCAAGAUUGAACUCUUUGGCCUGAAUGCCAAGCGUCACGUCUGGAAGAAACUUGGAACCAUCCCUACGGUGAAGCAUGGUGGUGGCAGCAUCAUGUUGCGGGGAUGUUUUUCAGCAGCAGGGACUGGGAGACUAGUCAGGAUCAAGGGAAGGAUGAACAGAGAGUACAGAGAGAUCCUUGAUGAAAACCUGCUCCAGAGCUCUCAGGACCUCAGACUGGGGUGAAGGUUCACCUUCCAACAGGACAACGACCCUAAGUACACAGCCAAGACAACGCAGGAGUGGCUUUGGGACAAGUCUCUGAAAGUCCUGGAGUGGCCCAGCCAGAGCCCGGACUAGAUCCCGAUCGAACAUCUCUGGAGAGACCUGAAAAUAGCUGUGCAGCGAUGCUCCCCAUCCAACCUGACAGAGCUUGAGAGGAUCUGCAGAGAAGAAUGGGAGAAACUCCCCAAAUACAGGUGUGCCAAGCUAGUAGCGUCAUACCCAAGAAGAUCUGAGGCUGUAAUCGCUGCCAAAGGUGCUUCAACAAAGUACUGAUAUUUCAGUUUUUAAAAACAAUUAUACAAACCUGUUUUUCCUUUGUCAUUAUGGGGUAUUGUGUGUAGAUUGACGAGGGAAAAAAACAAUUGAAUCCAUUUCAGAAUAAGGCUGUAACGUAACAAAACUUUGAAAAAGUCAAGUGGUCUGAAUACUUUCCGAAUGCACUGUAUACACACACUCCUCUUCAGAGCAAGCCGUUGAGCCUGGUUUCUCUCUGAGCCCAGAGGGGCUGCUGGGUAGACAGAGCAUAGUGCCAGCCAGGUUAGUCUGAGUCAGAUGGUCUCUCCUCUCACUUCCUCUGGUCCGGAUUGACCAUCAGGAAACCUAUUAGGGCUGGGAAUUGGCAUAGACCUCACAAUUCAAUAUUAUCCCGGUACUUAGGUACCAAUACUAUAUGUAUUGCAAUUCGAUACUGUGAUUUUAUUGUGAUUCGAUGUUCCAAACAUAAUGCUCACCAUAUGUCUGCUGCAGAGAGACAUGAGAAAAUGAGUUUUGAUCAGUCAUGGAAAUAAAAGUGCUGAAAACAAAUUAGCUCCUUAUUUCAAAAGAAGAUGGAGAACAAGCUAUGAAGGAAAAAUACUGGAGCAUUGGUGCAGGUACAGCCAACUAGUACAAAAAUAAUAUUGCAAUAUUGUCAAAAUGAUACGAUAUAUCGUAAAAAAUUAUAUGCCGAUAUGUAACUAUCCAUUUCUUUCCCCCAUCACUACAAUAUAUCUAUCCAUCUACAGUGAGGGAAAAAAGUAUUUGAUCCCCUGCUGAUUUUGUACGUUUGCCCACUGACAAAGACAUGAUCAGUCUAUAAUUUUAAUGGUAGGUUUAUUUGAACAGUGAGAGACAGAAUAACAACAACAAAAUCCAGAAAAACGCAUGUCAAAAAUGUUAUAAAUUGAUUUUCAUUUUAAUAAGGGAAAUAAGUAUUUAACACCUCUGCAAAACAUGACUUAGUACUUGGUGGCAAAACCCUUGUUGGCAAUCACAGAGGUCAGACGUUUCUUGUAGUUGGCCACCAGGUUUGCACACAUCUCAGGAGGGAUUUUGUCCCACUCCUCUUUGCAGAUCUUCUCCAAGUCAUUAAGGUUUCGAGGCUGAUGUUUGGCAACUCGAACCUUCAGCUCCCUCCACAGAUUUUCUAUGGGAUUAAAGGUCUGGAGACUGGCUAGGCCACUCCAGGACCUUAAUGUGCUUCUUCUUGAGCCACUCCUUUGUUGCCUUGGCUGUGUGUUUUGGGUCAUUGUCAUGCUGGAAUACCCAUCCACGACCCAUUUUCAGUGCCCUGGCUGAGGGAAGGAUGUUCUCACCCAAGAUUUGACGGUACAUGGCCCCGUCCAUCGUCCCUUUGAUGCAGGGAAGUUGUCCUGUCCCCUUAGCAGAAAAACACCCUCAAAGCAUAAUGUUUCCACCUCCAUGUUUGACUGUGGGGAUGGUGUUCUUGGGGUCAUAGGCAGCAUUCCUCCUCCUCCGAACACGGCGAGUUGAGUUGAUACCACAGAGCUCGAUUUUGGUCUGAUCUGACCACAACACUUUCACACAGUUCUCCUCUGAAUCAUUCAGAUGUUCAUUGGCAAACUUCAGACGGCCCUGUAUAUGUGAUUUCUUGAGCAGGGGGACCUUGCGGGCGCUGCAGGAUUUCAGUCCUUCACGGCGUAAUGUGUUACCAAUUGUUUUCUUGGUGACUAUGGUCCCAGCUGCCUUGAGAUCAUUAACAAGAUCCUCCUGUGUAGUUCUGGGCUGAUUCCUCACCGUUCUCAUGAUCAUUGCAACUCCACGAGGUGAGAUCUUGCAUGGAGCCCCAGGCCGAGGGAGAUUGACAGUUCUUUUGUGUUUCUUCCAUUUGCGAAUAAUCGCACCAACUGUUGUCAUCUUCUCACCAAGCUGCUUGUCGAUGGUCUUGUAGCCCAUUCCAGCCUUGUGUAGGUCUACAAUCUUGUUCCUGACAUCCUUGGAGAGCUCUUUGGUCUUGGCCAUGGUGGAGAGUUUGGAAUCUGAUUGAUUAAUUACUUCUGUGGACAGGUGUCUUUUAUACAGGUAACAAGCUGAGAUUAGGAGCACUCCCUUUUAGAGUGUGCUUCUAAUCUCAGCUCGUUACCUGUAUAAAAGACAACUGGGAGCCAGAAAUCUUUCUGAUUGAGAGGGGGUCAAAUACUUAUUUCCCUCAUUAAAAUGCAAAUCAAUUUAUAACAUUUUUUUGUUGUUAUUCUGUCUCUCACUGUUCAAAUAAACCUACCAUUAAAAUUAUAGACUGAUCAUUUCUUUGUCAGUGGGCAAACGUGCAAAAUCAGCAGGGGAUCAAAUACUUUUUUCCCUCACUGUACCUAUCUAUCAAUUUACUAUCAACAGAACUGGCUCAGGACAUCGCUAGAUUAGAUUCAGAUACGGUUCUAUGAAGCAGUGUAAUCCGCUGACCCUGCCUGACUCCACAGCACCCCUGUGCCCCCAUCCCACCUCCAACCCACCUCAAUCCCCUCCCCCACCCCCGCUGAGUCACUGCCUGCCUGUGUGCAUAGGUGCUAGUUCUCAUCAAACAGGGAUUACAGGAAUGAACAAUAGGCCUAAACCCUGUUAAUUCCCUUUACCUUUUGAACUUUGCUUUACUCAUAAUCUGGUCUCUGGGCUGGUGGCCUGCUGUGAAAUGUCAUCAUGGGUUCAUGCUCCAUCCAGGAACUGAAGUUUAGUUUUCUGGGUUCUCUUGACAUUCUGUGUCCUUUACUUUCACCUAGAGCUAGGUUUGGGUUUUUCGUUGACGUGUUGUUGUCUUCCUUUGUUCCCGUGUCAUAGCCCUGAAGCUGGGCCCGGAGGCGUUCAGGUUUGACGGGGGCGUGGAGGCCAUCGCCACGCGGCAGAACGAGAAGUACUUCAUCCUGAGGCCAGAGGUCAUCGAGACCUACAUGUACAUGUGGAGGUUCACCCACGACCCUAAGUACAGGGAGUGGGGCUGGGAGGCCGUGCAGGUGAGAACUACAGUAGGGUUGGGCGAUAUCCAGAUUUUCAUAUCGCCAUACCGUCCAUCUCUCACCCUGGGAUUUACGGUAUUACCGGUUUGGUACACAAGUGGGCGCCAAAAAAAGCUCAAAAUGCUAACAACAUUAUCACAGGUAAUAGUGCAUUUCCAUGGAGGCUGCUAGCUAAAUAUGCAAACGAGCGCAAUAGAAAAUAAACGAAUUGCAAAGACAGGCAAUCAAGCUCAUACAGUUAUACAUAUAUAGGUAGGAGCUACCGAAUGUCAUUUUUUGGUGAGUUUGGACUUUCACGAGCGAAUGUGAACAAGAGACAUUGUGCAAAUGAACAAAGCUUUAAUGCAUGCAGUACUGGCUCUCCAACAGUCUGUGUGGACUGUGGAGUCUGGAGUCGCUAGGGCAACGGGCCUGCCUGCUCUGCUUAGAGAAGAGGGGGGAGGAGCAGACGGGCCAAGAACAGAGAGGAGAAAACAUCGCAGUGGCAGCUGUACAGAUAAAUCAUCCAAAGGGCUUUGACUUUUCAAACACGUCAGAAAGCUAACACAAUAUGAUGCCCCAUCACCUUAUUAAUUGAGCCACUUACUUAGAUACCAAGUUAAACUAGGGGUCGUGUUAACCCAUAAUUCAGAGUUUUUCACGCAGGAGAAAAAUAGAAAACGCAUAAGAAAUAUAUUGCUGCAUUUUGUAAACACAUCUAAAAUGCUUCUUCUUGUAAUUUCUGCUCGGCAUCAGACUCAUUUUGUGCUUCAGUUGCACUUUUAAACUGGGAUGAGAAUUCAGGAACGGGCGUUCUAUCAGCAGACUGCACUCUGACUGAUGUAUAGCUUCCUUUCUCGGUGUAGCCAGCCUAUUUUUCUUUGGUAAAAUGCAAGAUUAACUUUAAGCAAAACAUUAGCAAAUGUAGCCGGCUACAUUCUUUCGAUGAUCGGCCUAAACAUUAGAAAUAUGAUGGCCAUGCAUCGUUUUUGCAAAAGAUACCUUGCUUUUUCAUUGUAAGCUCAUUUACUUGUGUGUCUGCCAGCCAAAUAGCGUUGCACUUCUGUUGUCAUUUGAUGAAAAUUAGGCUAUUUUCUGCUGAAUGUAUUGCACUAAUGUAUUUUCUGUGAAGGAAAACUAAAGUUGCACGUCUCUGAUCACUCUUUUGAAGCCAAAAAACACUGUGGACUUCCAAUUUUAAACACAAUCCCUGUCAAUACACAGCUGGACUCAUCUGCUCCCGCUUUCUCCUGUUGUGCUAUUUACAAACUAACACGUGACUGGCUCAACUGUGCUGGGGAACUACGAUAAGCUUCAUAAUGUAAAAUAAUGUGACCGGUGAAAUAAGAACGCUAUCUGCUUUAUCUCCUAACGCAUUACACAAGUUGACUGCAGGUAUGUACUUAAAAAGUAGCUACAAAUAUUAAAAUGUAUUGAAAAACAUCAAAUAAAUAGUUUCAACAGUAUUGACGGUAUUGGAAAACCAUCCCGUGGCUAUUUCCAAAUACCCUGGUAUACAGUAUAUAUGGUAUACUGCCCAAGCCUAAACUACAGUACCCAUCAUCCAUCAGAACUAUCCCACCACAGUCCUUCCUGUCAUGUUUGUGUCACUCUGUCCCUUCCUAACCUCCACUGAGAAGAGACUUCCUCUCAAAUCACAGUGAAAAGGGCUCUGCACUCCAAUAGACCCCUGUUCACUGUGAUUUGUAGACUCAUUCAGGUCUACACAUGGCUAAUUCUGAGCGCAGUAGGCUCCAAAACCUCUGAGACUCUUCCUUCCUCACUUCUCUCUCUCUCUCUCGCUCUCCCUCCCUCCCUCCCCUCUGCUGUAUCAUUGCCAUGCUGCAACAGAACAGAACAGUGGCGAUGGUGAAUGCUGAUUGCCCAAAUCCCAGAGCCGUGUAAUUGUAUCCACUAAUGACAUGAGAUUACCUCUGAUGGGCCUUGUGUUAGCCAUAAAUCUGCCUGUCUCUCUACCUGCCUGCAGAUACUGUACCUCCUCCUCCCUCCUCCCUCUUCAGCCAGACUGGAUGUGUGAACACUGCAGCCCCUUCCUCCUCAGCCCCAUUCUCUCCCUGAGUCAUUGUGCCUAAGGCAGCCUCCCCUUCUCUCCUUUCCUCUCCCCCCCCCCCCCACCCCCAGGCAGAGCAGCCACACUGAAUUGAAAUGUGCUGGCUCAACAACUAGCUAGCACAGAGCAUACAUCUCCAACACACUGACAUAAGAACAGAGUCAGCUCAACACUGCUCCCUCCGCUCUACUUUCUGUUCUCUCUCUGUGUCUCUCAGGCUCUGGAGAAGCACUGUCGUGUGGAGGGGGGCUACAGUGGUGUGAGGGAUGUCUACGCCUCCAGCCCCAACCAUGACGACGUCCAGCAGAGCUUCUACCUGGCCGAGACACUCAAGUAAGACCCUCACACACACACACACACACACACACACACACACACAGUGUCAUCUAGUCACUCACUGUCAUUCUGCAUAGAGGCAUCUGGAUACCUAGUAUGAAAACUUUGGCCUUGCCUUUUCCAUUAUAGUCAUUUAGCAGAUGCUCUUAUCCAGAGCGACUUACAGUUAGUGCAUUCAUCUUAAGAUGGCUAGGUGGGACAACCACAUAUCACAGUCAGAGUAAGUACAUUUUUCCUCAAUAAAGUAGCUAUCAGCAAAGUCAGCGCUAGUAAUAGGGGGGAAAAAGUCAAGUGCGAUUGUUAGUCCAUUAGAUAGAAAUGUUAUCGAUCUUGUCUGAAAAUACAUCAGGUUUGUUGGCAUGCUUUUGUUAUCCUACAUCCUUCCCCAGAACCUUCCCUUGAAUAACUACAGUAUUGGAUUUUCUUGAAAAUAUACUGGGACAGGUGAGGUCAUGAAUGUUCCUCCCCAUUAUACCAAGUAGACCGUUAUCUUAAUCUUCUCGUGUGUGGAUGAGUUCGACACCCACACAGUUCCAUGACAUCUAAGACCUGCUCUAGAGUUUCAUCACAUCCUGAAAAACAGACAUCAAUUCUAUGACAGCUCCUGACAUUCAGUUUGUUUGAACACUUCAAAACAGAUCAGAAGUAGAAUAAUGUCCUUCCCCCACUGAGUACUCCACCUCUGUCUGUGCUGUGCCUGCGAGCCUCUGAGGAGAAACUACUGACAUCCUGGGUGUAUUGUUGGGUGUAUUGUCACGGCCGGCUCAGACAGACAGGCAGGCUGCUGCUAGCACAGUGUGCUGUGGACUACAUGUACAGGGACCUCAGCAGGGACCUUUCUGUUGAGUAUCAGUGGUGUUGUUUUGUUUCUGUUGAGUAUCAGUGGUGUUGUUUUGUUUCUGUUGUGGAUCAGUGGUGUUGUUUUGUUUCUGUUGAGGAUCAGUGGUGUUGUUUUGUUUCUGUUGAGGAUCAGUGGUGUUGUUUUGUUUCUGUUGAGGAUCAGUGGUGUUGUUUUGUUUCUGUUGAGGAUCAGUGGUGUUGUUUUGUUUCUAUUGAGUGUCAGUGGUGUUGUUUUGUUUCUAUUGAUUGUCAGUGGUGUUGUUUUGUUUCUAUUGAGUGUCAGUGGUGUUGUUUUGCGCCCCUCCUGUGGGAGCCUUGUCACAGCACUCUGGUGUGACCUUAUAGAGAGGUCAUGGGCUCUGUGUCCCUGCUGUCCCUGCUCUGCUCUGUGUCCCUGCUCUGCUCGGCUCUACUCUGUGUCCCUCCUCUGCUCGGCUCUGCUCUGUGUCCCUCCCUUGCUCUGCUCUGUGUCCCUCUUCUGCUCGGCUCUGCUCUGUGUCCCUCCCCUGCUCUGCUCUGCUCCGGGGGCUAGGGACUGUAACGUCAGCCACGUCACCAUGACUCAGUCAGAUAACAACAAGCUGCACGCAGGAGAGAGGGAAAGAAGGAAAGGGAAAGAGAGGUAGGAAGAUGAAGAGAGAGAGAGAUGGAAAGAGGGGACCUGGGGAGAGAGGAAAAUAAGAUAGGUUCAAGGUUGGGAUAGAGAAAGGAUAAGAGGGUAAGUGAGGGAGGGAGGGAGUCUUGCUUGACAGAAAAGUGAAAUAUGUUUUCACCAUCCUGUGCAGUUAAUAACUGCAGCACUUUGAUGUUGGUGUUGAUUGUCCUUUUGUGCCCAAACCCCUGGGCUAAUCUGCCUCUCUGACUGAUGCUUCUAUGAAACGCUGUGUGAGUCCCACCGCUUAAUAGAGCCGUUCAAACUUCUCUAGUAUUUAAUGGUGGUGGAAAGUGCUGCAAUUUGGCGAAUAGGGUCUCCAGAUCCCAGGCCUGCCCAAAUGCCUUGUUUACUGAUGCUUGCAAAAUCCAUCUUUUAGGCACUGGCUCUCCCUCACUCCCUACUUUCUUCCACUCCCUUUUUUCUGCCUCUCUUACCUUCUCUUUCCCUCUCACCCUCUCUCUUCCUGUCACCCCUCUCCUUUCUCCUCUCUCUCCUCUCUCUCCAUCUCUCUCUCAGCCUCCUAGCCAGGGUCCUCCUCCUUCAUCUCUUAGAGUGAGGUCACAUUAGCAAUAGUGACUCUGAAAACGGUGUAUAUCUGUCUGUCUGGCUGUUUGCUUUGCUGUCUCCUCCCGUUCCUUCCCAGGGAGGUGGGCUGUGCUGUGGGCUUGUUGUAGCGCAUGGCCUACUGCAUUAACAAGUUCCCCCAGAUCAAAAGCUAAGCACUUGUCAACAUGAAGGGGCCCACAAGCCACCCCGCUUAUUCUCUUUGUUCCCAGUAUUAGGACACGGGAUUCUGUUAAAGAGGGAUCCUAUGCUAUGACUUAAUGAGUUAUUUUUGUUUUACUCCACAUUCCUAGUGUAGUGAAAUGGGGUUUUGAGUAAUCACUUGUGUUCUGAGAACACUGGGGGCUAAUGGGGGGGUCACUGACUGUGAUGGACUCAAUGUUCCUCCCCCUAGCUGUGCCUUGAUCUGGUUGGUCUGGUCUGGUUUAACUGUUGGGAGGAGGGCCUGGACUCUCUCUCCCACCCACGGCCUUUAAUCAUCCCUCUCUGUAACAUCUGGAGCCACCACCUAUCUCUUUCUCUUUCUCUCUUGGCAUGGGAGAGUUCCUGAACUGGUUGUUCCCUGAGUUGGUUUUGGGACAUGUCUUAUGAGACUGCCCACGACCCACCUCCUUCUCUGACACUCUCAGACUUCUAGUAGAUGUUGUCCAUGAUUGCAUCAGUCUGAGAACACAACUAGGAGUGGAGGUUGUUGGUAUAAAUAAGUGGGCUGUCUGAGGUCCUCAUGUUUUGUUGAUCACAUAUGAGUGUUUGAGCUAAGUUGAGUCUCUCUCUCGCUCUCUCAGAUACCUGUACCUGCUCUUCUCUGAUGAUGACCAUCUUCCCUUGGAGCACUGGGUGUUCAACACCGAGGCCCACCCCCUCCCUGUCAUUAAGAAGGAGAUGACAGACACAGACAAGCCCAGCCAGCUGGAGUAGAGUGGUCCUCCUGGACCACCCCCUGACCUGACCCCUCCCACCACCAAACUCCUCUACCCCCUCCCUCUCUGAGCAGUGGGCGGAGCUGUCUCUCUUACUCCUCCCCCACCAUGGGUGGAGCUCACCCAGGCAGGCCACUCCCCUGGCGGACUGGACUCUCUCCUGUUUUGGAGUCCCUGACCAGACCAGAUGGAACCGGACCGGACCGGCUGCCUGCCUCUCCAGACCCAGACUGCCCCCUACUGGGGACUGGGAAGAACCACCUCAUCCAAGAGUGCUCGUCUUGUCAUCUUGUAGAGAAAGCAGUCAGUCUGCAUGCUGCCGUCCGUCCCCCCCACCCCCCCUCCCUCUCAGUGCUGUAA